GAGGCACCGGAUGGACCGGACCGUGGAGGCGUGAGGCGCACUGGAGGUCUCGAGCACCGAGCCUGCACAACCUGUCCUGGCUGGAUACUCCCCGUAGCAGUGCGGCGGCGGGGUGGAACAGACCGCACUGGGCUGUGCUGGCGAACUGGGGACACCGUGCGUAGGGCUGGUGCCAUAUACCCCGGGCCGAGGUGAUGCACUGGAAACCAGAUGCGCUGAGCCGGCUUCAUAGCACCUGGCCUAAUGCCCACUCUAGCCCGGCCGAUACGAGGCGCUGCGAUGUAGUGCACCAGGCUAUGCCUGCGCACUGGGGACACCAUGCGCCUCACGGCAUAACACGGUGCCUGCCAGGUCCACCUCUCUCCACGGUAAGCACGGGGAUUUGGCUCAGGUCUCCUACCUGACUUAGCCACACUCCCCGUGUGGCCCCCCCCAAUACAUUUUUGGGGCUGCCUCUCGUCCCUGUUGCGCUGCCGUGCUAACUCCUCAUAAUGCCACCUCUCGGCUUUGGCUGCCUUCAGCUCUCCCCGGGGGCGCCGAUAUUCCCCAGCCUGUGCCCAGGGUCACUUUCCGUCCAAAAUCUCCUCCCAUGUCCAGGAGUCCAGAAACCUCUGCUCCUGGUUACCAAGCUGCUUGGUCCGGUUGUGGUGGGUAGUUCUGUAAUGGCUGUCUAGGGUUGAAGAAGGUGAAGAGGAACAAAAUGCAGCGUGCAGUGACUCCUGCACCCGUCUGCUGUUCCCUGGUCACCGGUAUGUUCGCUGCGGCAACUAAGAACUUUGUGAAGCAGGUGGGAGACACAGGUCGGUUGAUCCCUGUACCGAGCCUGAGUGAGGCUGACCGCUACCAACCCCUCAGCCUGGUCACCAGGAAGAGGAAGAGACACUUCUGGAAGAAAACCAAGUACGCCUCAACCCCCUUCUCCCUGAAAGACAUCCUGGUGGGGGAGAAGGAGAUCACAGCAGGGGUGUCGUCCUACCAGCUCCUGAACUAUGAGGACAAGUCUGACGUGGCCCUGAACGGCAGAUUAGGGAACCACCUGAUGAACGACGUGGGGUUCAACAUCAGUGGUUCAGACUCUGUGGCUGUCAAAGCCUCCUUUGGGAUCGUCACCAAACACGAGGUAGAGGUCCCAACUCUGCUCAGGGAACUCAACUCCAGGUACACUGCAGGUGGUGGAAAAUGGCUUAGAAUUUAAUCCAUUUCAUUCUGGUUUUGUUUCUGAUAAGAUAUUACCAAGUGUCAUAAUGGUGAUGACAAACAACUAAUAUGUCAGGUUAGUUAAUAUAUAACUACAAUGAUUAAAUGUCACUAUUUUGACAUAACUACA
Messenger RNA from Oncorhynchus keta (chum salmon), 1327 nucleotides. Its product is annotated as pejvakin-like. The record is from RefSeq and is a predicted model, not a curated record. Gene Ontology annotation, biological process: programmed cell death. The transcript is spliced from 3 exons. Gene Ontology annotation, cellular component: cytoplasm. NCBI's taxonomy places the organism in Eukaryota, Metazoa, Chordata, Actinopteri, Salmoniformes, Salmonidae. The coding region runs from base 701 to 1195 and encodes 164 amino acids.